This is a messenger RNA of Peniophora sp. CBMAI 1063, 2352 nucleotides long. NCBI's taxonomy places the organism in Eukaryota, Fungi, Basidiomycota, Agaricomycetes, Russulales, Peniophoraceae. The record is from the annotation of a GenBank genome assembly.
AUGUACCCAGUCUUACCCACUUAUAAUAUGAACAGCACGAUGGACGCGCCGCUCCAUUCCGCGGAUCACGAUGGCUCUACAGCACGACCCGAAUCGACUGUCGCGCGUACCCAAGAGGAAGUUGACGCCGAGAUCCAUAGACUACAGCUGGCCAUGAAUCAAUUGCGUGCCGAACGCAACAUGUUCUCCCCCGUCUCGCGCCUGCCUCCCGAGCUCCUGGCUCAGAUAUUCCUUCGACUCGUCGACCUCACCGCCGGGCCGGACAUUCCUCCUAUGAAGCGCAACCGCGCUGCCUGGCUCGUCGUCAUCCGCGUCUGCAGACAAUGGCGAUAUGCAGCGGUCGACUUCCCGGCGCUCUGGAGCAUCCCUGAUCUCGGCAGCGUGGCUCGGGCUCGGGAGAUGAUUCAGCGCUCCAAGGCGAGCUUGCUUACUAUCGAAGCAUUCACCUCGACGGCCAUUCGCUCACCGCUGCGCACGAAAACCAACCCCAUCUUCGAAUCCCUGAACUAUGCUCUCCGCUACAUGGAUCGUGUCGAGGUGCUCGAGCUCACCCUGGACGGCCAUAGUCUGAGGGAUACGAUCGAGAGGUUACGCUCUUCAUCUGCAGCCAACCUUCGGCGGAUCGCUAUCACUGGCGGCAAAACCCAUCAUGUUACGAACGCAGGGCACGUAAUAAACCGCCAAGUCCCCCUGCCGAAGGAUCUGUUGAGGAACAAGGCGCCGAACCUACAGGUCGCGAGGAUGUCUCACAUUGACAUGCGCUGGACAAUCGGGGUGUGGGCGAAUCUACGGACGCUCGAAGUGCGGGAGGUCUCAGUCCUCGGCCGGCCAGUCAUGCAACGCUGGCUGGGCGCGUUGGCUGCCAUGAAGAACUUGGAGACGCUUAUCCUGCAGAACUGCACACCACGAUACGAGGGUGAUACGCCGUUCUGCAUCGAUCCUGAGGGACGGCUCACGACCUACCCGAAACUCAAGACCUUUUGGUUCUUGGCGCCCGCCAACGAGAUUGCUUUCACCUUGAGCAACAUGUCUCUCCCUGCUCUCGAGCAGCUGUCCGUGAACGCGCUCAGCAUGGCUAGCCGAGAGGAGUACAACAACUUCAUCAAGGCAGUUGCUCCCCACACGCACAGUUCCGGGCUCGGCACCUUCCAUGCUGUAUCGCUCACAAGCGGUCGUCUGAACAACCUCAUGGGUUUCCAACUCGUUGGCCACUCCAGCACUAUCCUUGAGGGCGUGGACGUCACAGCCGCAGAAAACCCAUCGAAGUUGCUCGAGAGCAACCGGGAUGCCGGCCUGCGCAUGACCGUCACUGCGGCACGGCCGUUCGUCAUCGAUGCUGCCUGUCUCGCCCACGCCCUUAGCGCUCUGCCGUUGACCGAAGCAGAGCUGCUCUCCAUCAAGCGGCUCCCGCGCCUUGGCUCAUCUGAGCAGACGCUGGCGUCAGCCUUCAAGUCUUGGACGCGUCUGCGCACGCUACAGCUUACCCAUGGCGACGCGUGGUCUUGGUUCGCCGGCGCACUGCUGAACAACGCGACGAAGCAGCUGCGAUCGGCGGAGGGCGCCGCCAUCGCUGCGGCCGCGCCCGCACACGCUAACGUGCUCUACCCUGCCUUACAGCGCCUUGUGAUCGACCGUGUGAGUUUGCGCGGCGAGUCGGUCGACGCACUCAGCGACGCACUGCGUAACAGGAGCGCGCUGGGCAUCAAGCUUGGCGAGGUGCGCCUACUCCGGGGCGAUAUCUCGCGCACCCGCGCAGCGGGGCUCGCGACCGUCGUCGACGCAGUUCUCUUACCACCGUCUGUGCUCGAGAGGCAUCGUGCUCGCGCAGAACGCGAGGAGGGCAAGGAGGAGGAAGAGGAGAAAGUUGCGAACGAUGACGACGAUGCCGGCUCUGUCGUUUCCAGCAUGCCGUCGCUAGAGACUGUAUCGGAUACGUCGUCCGAAGUGGAGGAGGACAUGUCAGAUUGGUCAGAGGAUAGUGGGAAUGAACUGGACAUGGACGAGUGGGCGGAGGAUGAGCAAAUCCAGGACGACGUGCAUGCUCAUAUGAUCAAUGUGCCGAUCCCUGGAGAUGAGGAGAUGGAGGCGUUGUUCGAUAUAGGUCCCAUGCCUGCCGCAGGAGGUGGCGCGGGCGGAGGCCAGGCGGCGGGUGGAGGUGUCGGUGCUGGCGGUGCUGCCGCCGCCGCUGCCGCUUUGCCCCCUGGUGCGGUGCAGCAGUUCCUCCAACAACUUCUGGGUCAGGCCCAAGCCGGCGCAGGCGGCGCGAUCUUCAACAUCGGCCCGCUUCCUGGCGGCGGGCAGCAACCGCCCGAUGACUUCGUCCCCGGUCCUGACGACUUCGAUCUUUGGUAG